Serpula lacrymans var. lacrymans S7.9 is the source of this 486-nucleotide messenger RNA. RefSeq lists its product as uncharacterized. The transcript has 2 exons. The record is from RefSeq and is a predicted model, not a curated record. Lineage: Eukaryota; Fungi; Basidiomycota; Agaricomycetes; Boletales; Serpulaceae. The coding region runs from base 87 to 254 and encodes 55 amino acids.
AAUGUCGUUGGCAAAGGAUGCUGGCACUUGCAUUGCAACAUAAGUUGGAUCGGCCAAUCUACCAAACUCAGAGGCGUUAUGGUACAAUGCCACGGGGUCGUAGGCUGAGGAGCGUAGUAUGUGGCAGAAAAAACGAGGCACCACCAAGUGAUGAUAGGCUGUUCACUCAGCUCGCUGAUCCCGAAUCAGAAUGGAUAACCAAAAACUCCGUGGGAAUUCAUGCUCAGAGUACUGUGACGAGAGGUGGACACUAAACUGGAUGAGAAGCUCAUAGAUUUGAUCCACGCGCGAAAAACAUGCACUGUAGAACACUUGCUAGUACGUAGGCAAAAUGUAUUAGUCGAACUUCGGUCCUAUUUCAAGUUAUGUAAUUGACCUUUCCUAUGGACAUGAGGGAGCGGAUACAGUGAAUUGCGUUGGCAUGGACUUGAAAAUUCCUUCGAAGACUUGUGUCAUUAAGGCUCGGGUUGGUAGUAUUAUCGUACU